This is a messenger RNA of Manihot esculenta (cassava), 3381 nucleotides long. RefSeq lists its product as uncharacterized. The record is from RefSeq and is a predicted model, not a curated record. Lineage: Eukaryota; Viridiplantae; Streptophyta; Magnoliopsida; Malpighiales; Euphorbiaceae. Gene Ontology annotation, cellular component: mitochondrial inner membrane. The coding region runs from base 716 to 2857 and encodes 713 amino acids. Gene Ontology annotation, biological process: intracellular monoatomic cation homeostasis. The transcript is spliced from 14 exons.
CCUGUAAAACAAAGACAGAAUCCAUUCAAGACCAAGAAGAAAAACAAAGCAGUUAAACCAAAAUCUCUCAAUAUGAAGUUUGACUGCCACCCCACUUUACUGUGGAGAGGGAAAAUCCACAGCAGCGCAGGAAGAGGCCCUUCACCAUUCGGAAGGGCAAAGAGAGCUUCCUACUAAGACAGAAAAAUUGGUGAUGACCCGAACAGACCUAUCUCACCAAGAAUUGACGAUCAGAAUGCAUUUCUGUAUGGUCGUUGGAAUCCAUUUAUCAAUAACCAAUAUAUUCAUUUUGUAUGAUAUAUUUAUUUUCUAUUGGCGAAGUGUAAAUGCACUGUGUAUAAAAAAAUUUUCCUAACCAAGUUGGCCUAUCUUUACAAGACAAGUUCAAUAUUGUGUUCUACGCCAAUACGCCCAAGACAAGGUCUGAGCUAUCACAAUUCACACACAGCAUUUGUGGAUUACCCUUCAAAUGCAGAGAAUUCCGCGGCUUCCUUAUGGUCCAAAAGAAAAAUUAAAAAACUCUGGCGGGAGUUAAACCCUAAGACACCUCUGAUAGAGUAGGUUCCAUGUAUAACUACAAACAAAUCCUUUCUCUUUCUCUCUGCCUCGAAGCCUUCGCUGAAGGAAAAGGAGCUUUCUUUCGUAUAAAACGGUCAACGACUUAACAUUUUCGGUUCUUUCUCUCUUUUUUCCCAAUUAUUUUUCUUCUUCUUUCAUGGCUUCCCAUUUCUCUCUGCAUCUCCCCAAGUCAUUAUACUUGUCAAAGAAGUUUUUUGGACCAAAAACCAAACGGACCAAGGUUGAUGUAGGCAAAUUAAAAUUAAAAGGGGAGAAACAUGGACAUUUUAUCUUUCUGAAGAAUAGUGGUUCACUUGGAUUGUUCUUUGCACGAUGCACUUCUUCCAAUUCUUUUUCUGCUGAAGGAACUUAUUGUGACAAUUGUGCUGCUGUUGCAAAAGUUGACAAUAAUGGGGUGGAGUUCAAUCGUGUGAAUUGUCUUUUAUGGGUCUUGCAUGAAUCUGCUGCAAGCUUUUCACGUGCAGUUCAGUCACUUGAGCUGCCAGGUAGAAGUGCAGAGCUUGCAAUGGCUUGGAAUGGGAAAGAUGUUCAUGAAUGGCAUAAACGCAUUGCUUAUCAGGUAGCUGUUUAUGCUUUGUUGGAAACGGCAAUUGAAGUAGAGAUGUUGCUUUCUCUUGAUCGUCGCAACAAAGCGUCCCCAGUUAAAGAAAUCUUGACCCCAAAGAUAAACUUGGUGGGAGAGUACAUUGAAAGUCAGUUGAACAUGCAGCAUCCAGAUUUAGUACAAUGGUUUAGAGUGGUGGAAUUGCCUCAUAUUGUGGGUUUUUUCAGUCCCUUGCUAAAGAAGUGGUCCAUGGAAUAUGCUGGAAGUGGUGUUGCAGGAAUAAUUGCAGCAAUAAGCUGCUGUGCUGCUGUUGGGAAGCUGGGUUCUGGAAGAACUUCUUGUCCCAUGUUUACAUUGUCAAUUGAGGAUGUAUUAGUAGAUCUCAUGGAUCUUUCACACAGUCUUGUCGAAGUGGAGAAAUUGCAUCAGUUAGCAACUGAGGCUGGAUUUGAACUCAACUUCCUAUCUCAUUUUGGAGCAAAGAUUCUGCCUUGUAACAAAAUUGAAGAGCUGGAAUUCUGGAUUGGGCUCGCUCAGCGAAAACUCUCUGUGGCAUUUUGCAAAGAAAUGGUGGUUAGAGGCACAGAAAAUUCUCAUGAAAAGGUUCAGGCAGGUAGUUUGGCUACUCUUGGACUUUUUGCAUUUCUGGGAAGAAAGACUAGAUUAUUCUUGUCAAGAAUGAGUGUUAAGGAUCUUGAUGAACUGGUUAAAGACUUCCUCAAUUACUUGGAGUGUGGUGUUCUUUUCAUUCAUCCCGAACUUGCUUCAGUACCAGCCUAUGAAUGUUUCAUGGAGAUAGUAACUGAAGAAAUUGGAUGGCUUGAUUUUUAUGCUACCUGUUAUCCUCUGAGCAAUCAAGAAAGGAAAAGGACAAAGCAGCAUCCAACUCAAGCAGAGAAAGAGAUUAUCCUAUCUACAGUAUUUACAAUUUGUUAUGAUGUUUUCUCUGGCUUUGCUCACUUCAGCCGUUCAACUCAACAGCCUUUAGAUGCAAAAUCACUAGAAUUCUUGCUGCGAAGCCAGAGUUUGUUAUCUAUUUGUCUGGAAGACUACCGGGCAGUUUAUGCUAGAUCUAGUGAAUUACCAAAGAUUGCAAAAGCAGGUGCUUCUGAUCACUCAUUGUACGUAGGAAUGAAGGGCAAAGAAAAGUUUUCUGCAGCGUUGGAAGCACAACAGGACCCAAGUGAGUUGAUGCUACAAGGAUGCAUAAAAGUUAAAUCUCAAAGGAAGGCUGGCGACUCUGCUGCAAUAGAAGUAAUAACCAUUGCAGAGGCCCCCAGCAUCUCCACCAAAUCAAGUCCUCUGCAUGAGAAUUUACUUCGGAGAUACAGUGCCAAAUUAGCAUCUACAAGCUCUGAUGUAUGGAUGGGAACCCAAUUGCUAUUUGUAGACAUCAUGGAUGCUUUGGAACUACUCUCAAAGCAAUUACGGGGUCAGAGAGUUUCAAGGAGGGAAAGAAGGAAGUUGCAGAGAAUACUAACCGACAUUGCUACCCUUAUCCCAAUUACAAUUUUAAUGCUACUUCCUGUCUCAGCUGUAGGCCAUGCAGCAAUGUUAGCAGCCAUCAAGAACUACAUGCCAUCUUUGAUCCCUUCUCCAUACUCUUCUGAGCGGCUUGAUGUUGUGAAACAACUAAACAGAACUAAGAAGAUGGAAGUUCAAUCAUGGAGCAACCUUCCAGAUCCAUCCUCUAGAAUCAACCUUGAGGACCCGUCCGCUAAUCCUGCUGUCUAAAAGAUUUUAUGUAAUAGUUGGCCUCUCAGAAUGCCAUUGGUACCUGAUUGUGUAUGUAGAUUCUGUACAUACUCGAUACUGAUACAAGAUGAAGUCUAAUGUAACUCGUUAUCUUACAGUGUAUAGGAUAACCACCAUUUGCAAAUACAAGAAAACAACAAGGGACUUGGACUUAAGAUUCGGGACUUGAGAAUUGACGGCCGUGAGUCGUCGUGCUCUCGGGACUCUGGGGCCUUGGUGCACGCGUGGUGCUCUCGGGGAGGGGGGCUUAACCUCGGUGCCUCCGGGCGGGAAGUUAGAGGGGACGAGGGGAGGGACGAAUCGGAACGACAAAAGGCUGAAUCUCAGUGGAUCGUGGCAGCAAGGCCACUCUGCCCAAUGGAGAGUGAAUGUAAAUAAUAAAUGAAAGUUAAUGAACCAAUUGAGUUUGAAAAGACUAAGAUUUUUGGAGAGAAAAUAAGUAUAGUGAAUUCAGUUGAAGUUAGGGAUCAUACCAGUGCUAUAUAUGCCCUUGAUUGUUUUAA